Erinaceus europaeus (western European hedgehog) is the source of this 2286-nucleotide messenger RNA. RefSeq names its product coenzyme Q10B (gene COQ10B). Gene Ontology annotation, molecular function: ubiquinone binding. The coding region runs from base 297 to 884 and encodes 195 amino acids. Gene Ontology annotation, biological process: ubiquinone biosynthetic process; cellular respiration. Gene Ontology annotation, cellular component: mitochondrion. The transcript has 6 exons. The record is from RefSeq and is a predicted model, not a curated record. Lineage: Eukaryota; Metazoa; Chordata; Mammalia; Eulipotyphla; Erinaceidae.
CAGAGGGGCCGCCAUGGCAGCUCGCCCCGGGCAGAGGGCCCUGGCCGAGUUGGUCGCUAGGUGCUGUGCGCAGCCCACAGCAGCGACCCGAGGGCCGGCCCCCGUGAAGAGGCCUGCGCGGAGCACCAGAGUCCUCUGCUUCCGGCCGGACUGAGUGAAAGCAGUGCAUACGUUGAAGGACACAACCUGCAGUCAUUGUACCUUUUGGAAGAUCAGAAUCUGGUGCCCAAUUCCAGUUCACUGGUAUUAAAAAGUAUUUCAACUCUUACAGACACUCAGCUCCCUGCGGCAUACUGAUGAGCAGAACGCUUCCGCUACGUACCUCAGUUGUGCCCAAGGAUAUAUAUGCAAGAACUUUCUUCAAAAUUACUGCGCCAUUAAUAAAUAAAAGAAAAGAAUACUCGGAGAGGAGAAUUGUUGGAUAUUCUAUGCAGGAAAUGUAUGCUGUAGUAUCGGAAAUGGAAGACUACAAGCAUUUUGUUCCUUGGUGUAAAAAAUCUGAUAUAAUAUCAAGGAGAUCCGGAUACUGUAAAACACGAUUAGAAAUUGGGUUCCCACCUGUACUGGAGCACUAUACAUCAGUAGUAACCUUAGUGAAACCACAUUUGGUAAAGGCAUCCUGUACUGAUGGGAAGCUUUUCAACCACUUAGAGACUGUUUGGCGUUUUAGCCCAGGUCUUCCUGGUUACCCAAGAACCUGCACAUUGGACUUUUCAAUUUCUUUUGAAUUUCGCUCACUUCUACACUCUCAGCUUGCCACAAUGUUUUUUGAUGAAGUCGUGAAGCAGAUGGUAGCUGCCUUUGAAAGAAGAGCCUGUAAGCUGUAUGGUCCAGAAACAAAUAUACCUAGGGAAUUAAUGUUUCAUGAAGUUCAUCACACAUAAUGGAAAAAAAGAACUGGUCAUCGAUUCAUAUCUUUAAUUCACUUUUAGGAAGUGCUUUCAUCAUUCACCUGAAGGCAUCAGAAAGGAUUUUUAAAUUUGGCUUUUAUAAUAAAAUUGAUACUUUGCACCACUAAAAAAUUGUAUCUGAGAUAUGGAAUCAUAUGUGCAUAAAAUUCAAUCAAGUAGGGGUCAGGAGGUAACGCAGCAGGUUAAGUGCACGUAGCGCAAAAGUGCAAGGACCAGCCUAAGGAUCCCAGUUCAAGCUCCCUGUAGGGAGGUCGCUUCACAAGCAGUGAAGCAGGUCUGCAGGUGUCUGUCUUUGUCUCCCCUUCUCUAUCUUCCCCUCCUCUAUUUCUCUCUGUCCUAUCCAAAACAACAUCAAUAACAAUAAUAGCCAAAACAAUGAUAAGACAACGAGGGCAACAAAAGGGGAAAAAAUAGCCUCUAGGAGCAGUGGAUUCAUGGUGCAGGCACCGAGCCCCAGCAAUAACCCUGGAGGCCAAAAAAAAUUCAAUCAAGUAAUUUAAAAUAUGCACAUUGACAUAUUUACAGGAAUGGUAUUGUUAGUAUUAUCUCUGACAUCUGAUAUCACUCUGAGCAGAAAUUGAAACUAAAAUUAAAUAUUUUAAUUUCAUCUUACCUGAAAGAAGUUAGUUGAGAUACCAUACUGUAUUAUAUUAACCCCACCACAUUUAACUUAUUAAAUCCAGACUAUUUAUAACUUGUUAUAAGGCCUUUAAAGCCUUUGACUUUUAAAUAUCAUUAGUGAAGCUUUCCUGACUUUUUUUUUUUUUUCAAAUUAUUAAGGCUGGUGGUAGAAAGGUCAGUGUUGUAGUGGGGUUAGUGCUCAGGUAAAUCUUCAAAUCUUCGUUCAAAUCAGUGAAGAUUUUGGCAGUGGCGCAGUGAAGGGCUCACAUUACUGUGUACAAGGACUCAGGUUCAAGCCCCUGGUCCCCACCUACAUGGGGAAAACUUCAUGAGUGGUGAAGCAGAGCUUCCAGUAUCUCUCUGUCUCUCUCCCUUUCUAUUCCCCUCUCCCCUAUCAAUUUCUGUCUAUCCAAUAAAUAAUUUCCUUUUAAAGUGAACAUUUUUUGCCAAGUGGUCCAGAUGUUUAAGGUCCUUUUCUAGUAGUUGCAACCUUUUCCAAGUAUUUUAACUGGUCUUUCAGUAAUGCUGAUUGUAGGUUUGAUUUUUGUCUACAACAGUGGGCAGCAGAUAGAGAAAUAAGUUGUUUGAAAUAAGUUGGUUGAUAGAUCUUAAGCUCCAUGCAUCCGUUUUGUAUUUAUUGUGUGUGCUCACUUCCAAUAAUGUAUUUCAAACAAAUGUUUUUGUGUUUAAAAAAAAAAAAAAAUCAAUGUAAGGACAGAACUAGCAACUUAAUAAAGUUAAAUUUUUAACAUUA